Apodemus sylvaticus (European woodmouse) is the source of this 630-nucleotide messenger RNA. It is a transcript of the gene Lyzl6, whose product is annotated as lysozyme like 6. The transcript has 4 exons. The record is from RefSeq and is a predicted model, not a curated record. Gene Ontology annotation, molecular function: lysozyme activity. Bases 1 to 444 code for a protein of 147 amino acids. NCBI's taxonomy places the organism in Eukaryota, Metazoa, Chordata, Mammalia, Rodentia, Muridae. Gene Ontology annotation, cellular component: acrosomal vesicle; sperm flagellum. Gene Ontology annotation, biological process: fusion of sperm to egg plasma membrane involved in single fertilization.
AUGAGGGCGCUGUUCAUCUGUGUGGCGAGCUGCCUUCUGGUAGUGAAUGAUGGCAACAUCAUCAAUCGCUGUACCUUGGCCAAGAUUCUGUACGAGGAGGACUUGGAUGGGUUUGAGGGCUACUCCCUGCCUGACUGGCUGUGCUUGGCUUUUGUGGAAAGCCAGUUCAACAUCUCCAAGGUGAACGAGAACGCGGAUGGGAGCUUCGACUACGGCCUCUUCCAGAUCAACAGCCGCUACUGGUGCAACGACUUCCAGAGCCAUUCAGAGAACUUCUGCCACACCAACUGUCAAGAACUACUGAAUCCCAACCUCAUUUCAUCCAUCCACUGUGCAAAAAGGAUUGUGUCUGGAUCCGGAGGGAUGAAGAACUGGGUAGCUUGGAGGUUGCACUGUUUAGGACGGCCACUCUCCUACUGGAUGACCGGAUGCCGUCUGGAAUGAAGCAGGGUGCAGACCUACUGGGGAGUCACUCCAGGACCCCUGUGCUCCUUGGAUAUUCUUCACUAUUUUAUCGUCUUGCCUUCACCUGUUACUUUCUUCUCUUCCCACUCGCAAGUAAAACUGACCAGAGUCCCGGGGGGGGAAACGUCGCCUUACCGCGGUGGCUCCCUGCUUGCGUUCAUCCAG